AUGGGGUGGGAAUAUGCCCAAGUACAUCUAAAGUACACGAUACCGCUGGGUAUCAUUCUGGGUGCUGUUUACAGACCGUUACUGUCGAGAUUGGAUGUUUUCAAGCUUGUGUUUAUGAUAACGAUUGCUGUCGUUUCAACCAUUCCUUGGGACUCUUAUCUGAUCAGGAACCGGAUAUGGACAUAUCCUCCUGGUGUCGUGGUCGGAUUGACAGCAUGGGAUAUCCCCGCUGAGGAGCUCUUCUUCUUUGUGAUCCAGACUCUGAACACGUCUUUUCUCUAUAUGCUCCUCAGCAAACCCACCUUUCAUCCAAUCUACCUGGGUAAGAAGACCACUUGGGGUAAAAUCGCCGGCCAGGUCCUCUUCGCGUCUGCUAUCAUUUUCGGAGCGGUUUCCGUCUCUCAUGGUGGUGAGGGGAUGUAUCUUGGUCUUAUCCUCAUUUGGGCGUGCCCAUUCCUCUUGUUUCUAUGGACCAUUUCUUAUCAGUUCAUUGUGAAUUUACCCUGGACAAAUACCGCGCUUCCAAUUGCUCUGCCAACUCUUUAUUUGUGGGUGGUUGACACGUUCGCGUUGCGACGAGGAACGUGGAGUAUUACUUCCGGCACCAAAUAUGGCUUCGUUCUAUGGGACGGUCUUGAUAUUGAGGAGGCCGUUUUCUUUCUUCUCACCAACACUUUGAUUGUCUUUGGCCUUGUUGCUUGUGAUAACACACUAGCCAUCCUUGACACAUUCCCUGAGCAUUUCCCUCGAACAAAGGGCUUGCCCAAUCUCAUUGUAAUUAUCAAGGCUCUUCUUUUGCCCAAGGAGAAGUACGACCAGGAGCGCAUCUCAGGACUUGUCAGCGCAGUUGAUCUGCUGAGGAAAAAGAGCCGAAGCUUUUACCUCGCCAGUGGCACGUUUGAAGGGAGACUUCGCAUUGAUCUCAUCCGUCUCUACGCAUUUUGCCGGGCUGCUGACGACCUUGUUGACGAGGCUUCUUCCGUGGAUGAGUCUAGAGCCUAUAUCGAGAAGCUGAGAAAGUUUCUAGAUUUGGCCUAUGAGGAGAACGAGGAAGAAAUCACUCCACGACUACGCAAGUAUGUCACAUCUAACUUCCCGGAGAUGUUCCACAUGGCUCUUCUUCAACUACCUACCUUUUAUCUACCUAAGCAACCCCUAGAUGAUCUGCUCAAGGGUUUCGACACCGACCUUGUCUUUGACAAGAAGUCUGGAGGCUUUCCUAUUGAGACCACUGAUGAUCUGGAUGUCUAUGGAAGCCGUGUCGCCGGAACUGUUGCGGAGCUCUGCAACCAUCUCAUUUUGUACCAUACCCCUGAAGUUCUUUCUGAAGAUACCCAGCGCGACGUUGUGGCUUGUGGCCAGGAAAUGGGCAUCGCGCUACAAUAUGUCAACAUCGCUCGCGACAUCAAGACUGAUGCUGACAUCGACCGAGUCUACCUCCCUCUUGAGUGGCUCAAGGAAGCCCAGCUCACACCCCAGGACGUGAUUAAGCAGCCAUACGGACCUACGAUUGAGAGCCUGCGUCAGAAGUUACUUGACCGUGCUUUUGAAAAGUACAACAUGGCAAAGAGUGCGAUUGAUAAGCUUCCUUCAGAAGGAAAAGGUCCAAUCCGAGUUGCUGUAGAGAGCUACAUGGAAAUUGGACGUGUUCUCAGGGAAACAGGUCCAGUCUUGAAAAAGGGCCGGGCUACUGUUCCCAAGAUGAGACGCAUUCGUGUUGCCUGGUCUGCUUUGAAUCAAUAG
Fusarium sp. VM40 is the source of this 1743-nucleotide messenger RNA. The record is from the annotation of a GenBank genome assembly. NCBI's taxonomy places the organism in Eukaryota, Fungi, Ascomycota, Sordariomycetes, Hypocreales, Nectriaceae.